AUGACUCUCCAUCAGAAUCGAUCCAUGCUAGCUCAAUGCAUUAAAUUAAUACGGAGUCAAAACCGACAGCUGCAAAAAAAUUAUACGCUAGAGCAACGCAACAAAAGAAGGCUAAGGAAUCUUUUACGGAAAUUAAAAAGUCACAGGUCACACAGCCUAUUUCUCAGAAAAAGUUUAAACAACUUAAAAAAAUCCAUUAUUGAGCAUUUUUGGACUCAAACCCCAAUAAAUACUCACGAUGGACCUUUACAAACUAAACUGGAGUUUUUAAGAAUUUUAGCUAACAGAAAUUUAACAGAAGCUAAAGAAUGUGUGAAAGUUACAAAGGAUAUGAUGAAAAUCCAUGGAAGAAGGGAAAAUAGGUCCAGAAGACGUACACCAAAAAGUUCCUUUGAAAAAGCUAUAUGGGAGUUCUUUAAUGCUAUUGAAAUCUACAAUAAAAGCGAAACAAAAAAGAAAAACACAACCUCUGCUAAACCAUUGGAUGGUGUAGAAAGGUUGUCCACAAAGCCACUGCUACCCAUGUCAUCAACGGCCACCGAGAUUAUCAACCGUUUAUACGAGCAAAAAAGAAUAUCUUUAGAAGAACCAAAAAGAUUUCACAAAAAAAUCGAUACCACGAGAUUACAAACCAAUAGUACUUUAAACCUUUUACCAAAGUAUAGGCAACGGGAUCAAAUAAAUGCAGUGUUGGGCGAUUUGCUGGGUAAACAUAAGGAGUAUUCGGGAAUAGCUAAAACCCCUGAGGAUGCGCACAAAUUAAAGAAAAUUCUCAAGUGGCGAUACAUUCACAAUGUGCAAAAGAUAUUACACAAUCAUGUCAAGCAGCUUAAAGCCGACAUAAACAUAGACGGAAGGUCAGAAACAGGAUCUAGAAGGUCUCAAGUUUCAUAUAGGUCUAUUCGGGCCAGUUAUCAGGUACCAAAUAGGUAUGCAAUGCCUAAAAAAUCAUCUGAUACCGACACUUCCCCGAUAAAGCCUAUUCACGAAAUCUUCAUCCGUUCCCAAAUGGAUUGGUUGAGAUCUAGGCUUUUUGAUCAGGACGUGGAGAGAAUGGAGCAAAUGAUCAUGGGUAGGCAUGUGCCUAUAAAUGAGGACGAACUAGAGAUUUUUAGGAAAUAUAAAUAUGAUCCUCAGCAUUACAAUAUCCUGAUACUAUCGAUUGGCAAACACAUUUCUGAUGAUAAAUACGAGGAAAACCUCCCAAUCCUGGAGCGAAAUUUCCAAUUUAUAAGCCACCAAUUGGAGGCGCUUUCCCGAGAAAAAAGAAUAAAGAUAAUGCAGGACAAAAGCAAAAUGCAAAGAGCAGAGGAGGAAGUAGCCUCAAAGAAUUCUGGCGAUAGCUGCCACUAUGAACGUAUUGACUUCAAUGAAGCCUUUCUGGAAAAAAGGAGGGAAGUUUGGGCAGCAUUCAUUGCCAAACAGGCUAAGUCACCCACAGAAAUUCUUUUGGAAGCUAACCGGAAACAGAAGCGAAAAGCUUUGAUUGCCCAAAAAAGGGAAAAACGGAAGCAACGCAAGAAACAAGAGCAGCAGAUUCCCAAACACAGGAGGUCGCUCACUGCCCUGUACAGAGCUCCAAGGCUUACGCACCGAGAGCAACAAGCCAUCAAGGAUAUCCGGGAGGAGCUGAAGGGCAGGAAGUCAAAGUGCUCAGUCACAUCAUUGUGCUGCCUGCAAUGCAGCAGGUGCGGCUUGAUCUGGACACAGAGGUGUUCCGAAGACUCCACCGAUGGAACAGAUGAACACAUCUGUCCAGUGUACAAAUUGAAAGAAUCUCAAAGGAGAAGCAUAUUUCGGAGUGCUGCAGAAAUCUGCAACUGA
Drosophila takahashii is the source of this 1824-nucleotide messenger RNA. RefSeq lists its product as uncharacterized. The record is from RefSeq and is a predicted model, not a curated record. Lineage: Eukaryota; Metazoa; Arthropoda; Insecta; Diptera; Drosophilidae.